GGUUUGAUUUCACUUAAUUUAAACCGGAAAACACCCACAAAACACCCAACUCGCGAAAAUAUCAAUCAAAACACAUAUCAUUUCAUCUUCCUCUCCUCUCAAACUCUCUCAAACCUCUCAAGAACACCAAAUUCGAUUUCCAUCAUCUCUCAUCCGAUUUUUGUAAUUCUUGGUGCUAAACUCAUUAGUUUUUCAAGCUCUAUCCGUUUCUACCAUCAGUUUUCAUCAAGACACAGAUAAUGCCUAAGAGACAGAAGAAGCAGGGUGAGCGUGGGAGUUCCUCGGUACAGACUGCUAGGCUCAGCACAAGGGGCAAUUUCCGAAAGACGGAUAGGUCUCAUCCUGCGAAUCGAGAGAUAACCCAGCAGUGGGAUAUACAUGAUGAUGAUUUCUACGAGCAGAUGAGGGGAGUGGAAAUAUGUCCGUCGCGCUUCGCUCACAGAGACACUACAGAUGCAUUGGGGAUAACCGAGGAUAUUGAAGCCUUGUUCGAGAAGAUUGGCCUGGGGAACAUCUUCGAUCUUCACUGUGAUUGCUAUGCUGAUUUGACCAGGCAGUUCCUCGCAUCAGCCCGCCUCUACCAUCCUGACGAGGACAACCCGGUAGCUGAUAAGGCAAUGUUCUCCUUCAUUGUGAACAGGCAGUUCCACUCCAUGACCAUCUUUCAACUGUGCGACGUCUUUGGGUUCGGGAAAGGACGUCAAUCUUGUGUUCCUGACUUCCCGGAACACAAUGAUUUCUGGAAAUUCAUCGCUUCAGGAAACUUCAUCUCUCGAGAGGCCAAGCAAGCUAGAAUUCGUAGCCCUGUUCUGCGAUAUGCAGUGAGAGUGAUCAGCAGUGUUAUCUAUGGAAAGACAGAACCCGCUGCAGUGACAAAAGAUGAGCUAGCUCUUCUGUUCAUCGGGGCUGGACACCUAUGGCCUCAGGGCGCAGACAUUACCUAUGUUAGCGGGAAGGACAUAAACAUAGGAGCUGUGAUCGCGGAGAAGCUUGCGUACUUCAAAGUUUCAGACACGAAGAGAUGUGGGUUUGGAGCGGUUAUCACACGGAUCUUAAGGCAAUGUGGAGUGUUUCUUCCACCUUUGGACAGAGUGGUGGAUAAGAAGGGGAUGCAUCAGAACUUUUUCGACAUGAGAGCACUCAUUAGCAGCCACUACCUCACCGGCCCUUGGCGAGGUAGCAUCGACAAGUCAGCCCCUCAUAUCUACCAGUUCCAUGACCCACAAGGGAGAGAGCAAUUUGUCAAACUACCCUAUACCGCCAUCACCGAGCUGACUGAUCCAGGUGCUCUCAUAUUUCUACCACCGCCUGCAUUUCUCUGCGCCAGACCCGCGACACUGAAGAAGAAAGGAGUCGCAUCAUCAUCGACACACCAGCAGGCACCACAUGAUGAUAUAGAGGAGGAGCCUGAAGAUGAGGAAAGUCUUUUCCCCACGGAUUUCACUCCGUAUAUGCUGCCACCAGCACCUCCCGCUACUGCAUCCGCUGCUGAGAUCAACGCUUGGUCCAUCAAGAGCCAUCAAACCAACAACUCCAUACUGCUGAAGAUGUGGAAGGGAAUCUGCAACAUUAAGAAGGGAUGCGCAUCACAGCCAGCUGUUUCUGGAGAUAGCGAUGACGAUUCAGGCGCUCACGACACCGCUGCUGGACCUGAGGCAGCGGAGGACUCUGAUGAUGAUGGAGCAUUGGAGAGGCGCUCGAAGAGGCGCACUGACCGCAACGCCUGAUCGGUAAUCUCUCUUGGAAUUAUUUUCACACCGAGACGGUGUGAAGUAAGUCUGGGGGAGGAUGCUACUUAUGUACCAUAUUGCUAUUAUUUCUUUUAUUUUCUUAGUUUAUCGGAUUUGCUUGUGUUUUAAAAACUCUCUACGUAUUUUUAUCAGACCCUGUGAUGAUUAUUAGACUAUUUCCUUGUGUGUUGUGCAUUACAUUUCAUAUUGGCCAUUUUUCAGGACUGUUAGCGCAGACAAACCGAGGAACCACUUGACCAAACAACCUCUCCUUAAAUCUUUUAUCAAGUCUCGGUGAAUUGUAAUCGACUCAACUAUUUUUGACCAUUAAUGAAUUUAAUUUCUUUUGACCAGGAAUCAACAUCAGGAAACGGUACACCAUAUACACAUUCAGGAUUUUCUUUACCACAUUUUACCACUCUUUAAUAAUCCUGAAUGGCCAGACUCAUCAAUAGUUUGGUACCACACCUACACCUUACCCUUUUAUUUCAUCUCCAUGCAUUCUUACACACUGAUUAUAUGUGCAUACAUGUGCAAAAACAAUGGAGAGAUUAGGGUAGACAUGGUUCAUCCGACUGGUAAGGUAGGAUCGGAACAUUUAGGUGGUUAGACACGGACCUGUGUGUCUAGAGGUGUAAAUAGAAAAAUUGGGUGUUGUAAGUGUGUGAUUGCAUCGCAGUGUAUAUAUUCGAUUUCGGUUUGUAUAAGUUUUCGUUCUGAAAUAUA
Brassica napus (rape) is the source of this 2456-nucleotide messenger RNA. RefSeq lists its product as uncharacterized. Bases 240 to 1727 code for a protein of 495 amino acids. The transcript is spliced from 2 exons. NCBI's taxonomy places the organism in Eukaryota, Viridiplantae, Streptophyta, Magnoliopsida, Brassicales, Brassicaceae. The record is from RefSeq and is a predicted model, not a curated record.